Molecule: messenger RNA, 1389 nt
Organism: Effrenium voratum
Lineage: Eukaryota; Dinophyceae; Suessiales; Symbiodiniaceae
Source: the annotation of a GenBank genome assembly
AUGCCGGGGGGCCCGAGCGACUCCGCGCACGAGGCGGUGCGGGCAGCGGAGGCCUACUUCGAGGAGUGCGGGAUUCGCCGGCUCUUCACGGACCUACUGGUGCAGCUAGGCCAAGACCGGCCGAAGGAUGUGCUGGGCGCCAUCCGGGCGUACCUGGACGGCCUGGCGCGCGGCUGGGAUAAGGAGAAGGCGAGUGGGAAGGAGGCGGAGGAAGAGGAGGAGCAUGAUGCGGACGCCAGCCUCCUGGAGGUUGAUCCCCUGCGACUGCUGGCGGAGUAUCACUUUCCCGGCAAAGGCCCCCAUGUAGACCUAUCUGCGCGAACUGCCUGGGCCGGCGGCUUCAACCGCAGCCUUCUGGAGAGCUGGGUGCCCCAGCCCUCGCCCUGCUGCGGCUGCGCCUCUGCGGCCGGCGCCUUCAACGCCCUCUGGCGCAUCAAGCGGGACGCGUCCGACGCCUGCACCAUCCGCGAGGUGGCGGAGAUCAUGGCGGCACAGGUGGAGCAGCAACAACUGCAGAAGCAGCGGCGGCUGGAGCGGCUGCUGGGCGUGGCGGCGGGGGCCUUGGAGCCCUUCCUGGCGGCGCUGGACGCGAGGCUGGCGGAGCAGGGCCUCAGCUGGACGGGGCUCAAGGCGAAGGCGGUCACCAAGCAAAUCGCGAUGGCCAACGCCCGAGAGCUGCUGCGUUCCAGGACCAGAUCAGGGCCCAGGGAGGCAUUGGAUGCACCUGAGGAGGAGGCGGGCGGCGCGGGUGCGGAGCUGCCGCCGGUGGACGUCUUCGAGGCGCUGCGGGAGGUGCUGUGCCAAGAGCGCCAGGAGGAGGAGGAAGAGGAGGCGCCGGAGGAGGAGCUGGAGAACGUCGCGGCGACGUCAGUGGGAAGCACGAAGUGGGGGAAGGAGGUGUCCGAGCUCCUUGUCAAGCGGAAGGGCGUGCUCAGGCUCCGCGCUGAGCGGCCCAACACCUCGGAGGUGGGCAGCGGGGGCCUGAGAACGGCGCUGCUGCAGCUGGCGCAAGCGCGGGAGGAGCAGCUCAAGGUCUCGUGCCUCAUGGCCCGCAAGGGCUCCAUGGCGCAAACCGCGGCGCCGCUCACGAAGGCCGACGGCGCGGAGGCGGUGCACGCGCAGUGGGCGGCGCUGAAAGCCGCCUUCGGCCUGCCCGGCGGCGUCCUCCUCUUCCACCUGACGAACCACUACGCCCUGGUUUUUGCAUGGCGCGAGUGGCUGGAGGACGAGGCCGACCCCGCGGGCUCCGCGGGCUCCGCGGCGCUGCGGCGGCAGAUCCUGACGGCGCGGCGGGGCCAGCGGCCCAGCGCGUGGAUGGACUUCGAGGAGGUCCGGGAGAUCCUGCUGGGCUGGAAGGGCUACGCGCUGCUGCACGUCAAGCGUGCCUGA